Messenger RNA from Lingula anatina, 2049 nucleotides. RefSeq lists its product as uncharacterized. Gene Ontology annotation, molecular function: hydrolase activity, acting on ester bonds. The record is from RefSeq and is a predicted model, not a curated record. Lineage: Eukaryota; Metazoa; Brachiopoda; Lingulata; Lingulida; Lingulidae.
GAUCGGAGUUUUUUCCUUCCUCCACCUGGUCUGCUCUUCAUGUGCCAAGAUAGGCCACCUCAGGUGAGUGAGCUAGGCCAGGUGGGGACAGCACGCCCCCUGCAGGAGAUCGUCACUAUUGUGACAUCACAACUGUCACAGAUCAUUGUCUAAUAUUCUGCACUCCGUACCGGACGUGUCUAGAUUGACGAUCCAUCUACAAUUCUAUCAAAGAGCAUAACAAUAGACAGCGAUCACUCACCAAUUCAGUUCACACCUCCCUGAAGCUGCUGCUCCAACAGGGAUCCAAGUUCCUGUUCCUGGGCCUGUACCAUCUGAGCCCAUGGGGGGCAGUAAGCGUAAGGGGAAGAAGAGAGCUCCUUGGUGGAGGCGUGGCAAGAAACCUGGCAAGGGGUUGGUUGCUGCAAAGUCUGGGGUGGAUGGGCAUGUUGAGUCAGCGGAGCUGUCUCAUCCUACAACCAGGGAACCGAAAAGGUCUAGCCAGACACCAUCCGGAGUGGUUGGACCUGACCCCAAAAGGGCCAGGAAAGAUCACUCCGAGAUGCAAUGUGUGGUCCCUGGGUGUGGGGUGAAAUUCAAUGAGCAGAUGCUCAGGCAGCAUUCGCUGGGGCUGCAUGUCCCGUCUAUCUUUGAUGAGCGCGCCAAUCCUGAGCCCAACAUCUUGGGUGUAAUGGUUAAAGCACUGGAGAUGCUUACUUUCUUCAUUUUUGGUUUUAAAAAAGAACUGGACACUUUAUACCAGUUCAUUUCGGCUCUUCCAGAUAAAUUAAAUUUAGCCCAUGGCACUUUUUCUUCAAUCCAAAUUACUGCCAUGGAAAAUUUCUGUAAAUUUCUCAAUAAACCGGUCCCAGUGCGUUUCACCUUAUACCCAGCUAACUCUGUCGGGGUCCUGGUGGAUUGGAGAGUCCUGACACAGCUGUCUGCUUCUAUAACGGAGCAGCAGAGGUCGUUGUGGAUUCAAGGGUUCACCAGGCCAGAAACUUGUCUGGAGGCGGGGGAACAAAGUAAGUCAGGGAGGCAAGCUUUCGAUAGUCACUAUCAUCUAGAUAGAACCCUGGCUGCCUUUGGUCUUCCAUACUCUGGCAAGUUAGAGGGUCUUAAGGGUUUGCUUCCUGUUUGCUCUGGGAAAGAGGUAGAGUUGGUGGGAACUGUAGCUAUUUACUGCGAUCCCAAGACAUAUCCUACUAAGGGGUAUCUUUCCACUCUGUCUGGGAUCGAGUAUGUAGCUAUUGGUUUUCACCCGAGGCUAGCCGGCAAGCUUUCUCAGGGCAAUCUGGACCAGGCAAUUAAGGCUUUCUCAGAGUUGGUUAAGAUGCCGCUAGUAACAGCUUUUGGCGAGGUAGGUUUCGACCACACUGAAGCCAUGUCUAAAUGGCAGGAUCAGGUUGAGUUGCUCCACAGACUUCUGCCUUUUCUAGAGGCCAGGCAUGUCCUGGUUGUGCACUGUAGGGGAGUGAGGGGAGACUCUGGAGACUGUGAGUUCGCCAUAAGAUCUCUUUUGUUUCAUCUGAAACUGUGUGGCGUUCCGCAGUCCCAGAGGAUCCAUUUUCACUGCUUUACAGGCACUAAGGCCCUUCUCGAAAUUUGGGGAAGGCAGCAACCAAAUACCUUUUUCGGUUUCACCCGGGUUGCUGCCACCUUUAACAAACACCAGUUGGCAGCACUUAGGGCGGUGCCCGACUCCAAACUUCUUUUGGAGUCGGAUGCCCCCUAUUUCGCUCGCAAAAAGGGGGGCCAUUCAACACCCUUUAUUCUCUAUGAAACGGCAGAGAUAUUGGCGGGGCACAGAGGGGUGGAUGUCUCUCAUAUUUUAAAAAUCACUACACAAAAUGGUACUUCCUUGUAUAAAAGGGAGUAACCAGGAAUUUGGAAAAUAAUAUUGAAAAUAUGACAAAAUUACUUUUUUUUUGGACAAUUUAAAAAUUUCUAGAAAAUUAUGAAAACUAUUUUUUCUUAGUACUUACUAAAUUCAAAUUUCACUGAAGCCCCUCUCCUCUUCCUGAUCCGGGAGAUCAUCGGAGCUAUGAAAGUUACCAUCAGUGGGCCCCU